This is a messenger RNA of Chenopodium quinoa (quinoa), 3463 nucleotides long. Its product is annotated as anaphase-promoting complex subunit 5-like. Gene Ontology annotation, molecular function: protein binding. The transcript has 20 exons. Bases 300 to 3047 code for a protein of 915 amino acids. Gene Ontology annotation, cellular component: anaphase-promoting complex. The record is from RefSeq and is a predicted model, not a curated record. Lineage: Eukaryota; Viridiplantae; Streptophyta; Magnoliopsida; Caryophyllales; Amaranthaceae. Gene Ontology annotation, biological process: positive regulation of mitotic metaphase/anaphase transition; protein K11-linked ubiquitination; anaphase-promoting complex-dependent catabolic process.
AGUUUUUGAGGUACCUAAAAGCUAUUCAAAUGCUAACGCUGAACACGCCCUUAAUCGAAAACGAGUGCUAUGAUGUGUGGCGUUACAUCUGAAGCAGCCAAGACACAACCAAUACCUUUGAACUUGGAAGUGAAACUCUCAAGGUCGGGCCAGACUUCAUCGUUAUUCCUGAAGCUUGGAAACUUUAAUUAGGGCUUCCAAAAUCUCAAAUUUGGUGCUUGAAUUCUCGCAUUUUGCUGGAAAUGCUACUGCUGAUAAACCCUAACAAAUUCUGAAUAUCCCCUUUUUUUAAAAAAUCAAUGGCGGGUAUACUGAAGCAGCUUCGCAGUUCAUUCACUGUAACGCCGCAUAAAGUUUCAGUGUGUAUUCUUGUUCAAAUCUAUGCAACUCCUGGUCCAUUCUUUCUUCCUGAGAUUUUUUCUUCAGUUUCACAUCACAAUUCCUUCGGUUUGUUUUUGGUUGCUUUGAUUAAGUCUUAUGAUGAUAUAAUGGAGCCAAAGCUAGAUAAACUUCUAUCUCAACUGCGGGAAAUUGGUGGUAUGCUAGACCAGAGAUUAACUCACAGGCUAUCAUCACUGUCAUCACCUGAUGAGCUGUUUAAUUUUUUCACUGAAUUACAAGGCAUCCUGGGGGGUCAAGACUCGAGUGUUAUAGAAGAUGAUCAGAUUAGUCUGGACCCUAGCAGCAACCUUGGAAUGUUUCUGCGUCGGUGUAUACUUACCUUCAAUGAACUAUCCUUUGAGGGAAUAUGUCAUCUGCUGUCAGAUUUAGAAUCAUACUGUAAAGAAGUACUAUCUGGUUCUCCUUCUUUCGAUUUGACCCGAUUAGAUGGCUGUACUGAUGAAUCUGACAGAUUAGUGGAAUAUGAGAAGAUGGACCUGGAUAGUUUUGCUUUUCAGGAAGCUACUGAAAAAGCUGAAACAAGUAAUAGAGCUGGUAAAGGAAUUUCAUUCCAUCUACAUGUGCCAAAAGUCCUUGAUGAGCUGGUUGAAGGUGUUGAGGUUUCUGCGGCCGUGAAACAUAGUGCUAAAGCCAAAGAAUUAAGCCCAUUUAUAGAAACUGAUGCACUGGAUAAAGAUGAUGACAAUGCUGGUAAAUUUUUGCAUUCAAAUUGGCAAGUUUACGGAUACUUGCUACAAAAAGCUGAUGAAAUUGAAAAGCACGGAAGUUCUUUUCCUCUAAAUACUCUAGAAUCUGAUCUGAAGCAACUCCAUAAAUUGGCUCCUGAAUUACAUCGUGUCCAUUUUUUGCGCUAUUUAAACAUGCUGCAUCAUGAUGAUUAUUCUGGUGCUUUGGAGAAUCUCCAUCGUUAUUUUGAUCAUAGUGCAGGGAUGGAAGGUUUUGAUCUUUCUUCAUCUUCCACUGAAAGCAACUGCUUUGGGAAAUAUGAGAUUGCAUUGUUAUGUUGUGGAAUGAUGCAUGUUCACUUUGGCCAUCCUAAAUUAGCUCUAGAAGCUUUAACAGAAGCAGUCCGUGCUUCUCAGCAGCACAGCAAUGAUGCAUGCCUUGCUUAUACAUUGACAGUUAUAUGCAACUUGCUGUCUGAAUUUGGUAUAACAAGUGCUUCAAGGAUACUUGGAUCAUCUUACUCACCUAUGACUAGUAUUGGUUCUUCUCUAACCAUCCAUCAACAGUUAUAUGUUCUAUUAAGAAGAGCUCUUGCUAGAUCAGAAGGUCUAAAGCUGACACCAUUAGUGUCUGCGAACCAUCUAGCAAUGGCAAAAUUUGACCUGAUGCAUGUCCAAAGAUCUAUGCUAUCUUUUGGUCCCAAAGCAUCUGUUAGCCUUAGAACACGUCCAGCUGAUGUUUUUCAGGAACUGAGGCUAAGCUCCCAUGUGGUCAGUGAAUUUAGUAAUGAAGCCUCUGCAAUGUCUCGUGAUGGUGAUUUUGCUACGGCAUGGUUGAAGAACCCACUUAAGCCAAUGGGUCCUCUAAUGAUAAACUCAGAAAUUGGUUCAGGAAGUGAUUGUAGUACAUUUGAGUUUUGUGCUCAACAGAGCUCAAUUCCUAAAUCUGUGCUACAACAACUUGGUUCAUCAUUCUUACUUCGCACCACAGCAUGGGAGAUGUAUGGCAGCAACUCACUUGCCAGGAUAAAUGCCCUAAUUUAUGCCACUUGCUUUGCUGAUGCUUCAAGCUUGGAUAAUCUUGCCUUAGCCUGUGUGAAGCUUGUCCAACAACUUGCUGCUUAUAAAGGCUACAGGGAAGCAUAUGUUGCAUUCGGAAUAGUUGAGAAGAAGUUCCAUGUCAUUUCAAAAUCAAGAGUCUUGCUAUUGAAGCUUCAGCUUCUCCAUGAACAUGCCUUGCAUAGAGGACAUUUGAAUCUUGCUCAGCAAGUAUGUGAUGAACUUGGUGCAUUGGCUUCCCCUGUGAUUGGUGUUGAUGUAGAUAUUAAGACUGAAGCAAGCCUUCGCCGAGCUCGAACAUUGUUAGCAGCAAACCAGUUUAGCCAGGCAGCACAGGUUGCACAAUCUCUUUUUUGCACUUGCUACAAGUUCAAUUUGCAAGUUGAAAAUGCAACAGUUCUGCUGUUGCUUGCUGAAAUCCACAAGAAAUCAGGAAAUGCUACCCUAGGCCUUCCGUAUGCAUUGGCUUGUAUACUGUUUUGUCAGUCUUUUAACUUGGACCUUCUGAAAGCAUCUGCGACCCUCACACUGGCUGAGUUAUGGCUCUCCUUUGGACCAACUGAAGCACAUAGAGCACUGUCACUCCUUCAUGGAAUUUUCCCGAUGAUUCUUGGCCAUGGAGGUUUGGAGCUCCGUGCACGGGCACAUAUUAUUGAAGCUAAAUGUCAUCUCUCUGAUGCAAAUUAUUCAGUGAGUCAAACACCAGAGGCAGUGCUCAACCCUUUGAAGGAAGCCUGUGAAGAGCUUGAACUUUUGGAGUACCAUGAGUUGGCUGCGGAGGCUUACUAUCUUAUGGCUAUGGUAUAUGACAAAUUAGGCUCCUUACAAGAGAGGGAGAUAGCCGCAGCCUCCUUCAAGGAUCACACUACUGCUUCAAAAAAUCCUCAAGAUUCCGAUGAUGACACUUUAAACAGUAUGUAGACAAAGUACAAACGCUAUUUUUGUAAGUAAGAGUUGACCUCUUCUAUCUUGUAGAUGUUGGGUUCAAGGAUUUAGCUCAGGGCCAAAUGCUGGCCACGCCUUUUCUCUUAUGGGAAGGACAAGCCAAGGCAUACCAACCACCCUAUCUCCAAUGAGGAAGACAACACAUGACAGUCGACAAAUGCCUGCGCGAUAAUGUACAAAACUAGUUGUAUCUUUAUUUGAGUAUAUUGCAGAAGCAAUUCUAAGUCUUCUAACCAUCUUCACAAUUUACAGUAGGCUUCUGGGCGGUUCUGCUAGAAAUGGGAAGCUUAGAGAUUUUUGUAGUUAGCUUUGUGAAGAUCCUUCUAUUGUGAUGUAUACAGUAUGUUCAAUGUUCAGUAAAGAUGUAAUAUCCCGAUAUGUCGUUGCAGAAA